This is a messenger RNA of Wasmannia auropunctata (little fire ant), 1840 nucleotides long. RefSeq names its product mannose-6-phosphate isomerase (gene Mpi). The transcript is spliced from 6 exons. Gene Ontology annotation, molecular function: zinc ion binding; mannose-6-phosphate isomerase activity. Gene Ontology annotation, cellular component: cytosol. The coding region runs from base 274 to 1512 and encodes 412 amino acids. The record is from RefSeq and is a predicted model, not a curated record. Gene Ontology annotation, biological process: GDP-mannose biosynthetic process; carbohydrate metabolic process. NCBI's taxonomy places the organism in Eukaryota, Metazoa, Arthropoda, Insecta, Hymenoptera, Formicidae.
ACAGCGCUAUUAAAUAUAUUUUCUGUUAUAUACAUAUGUGGUGUCGGGGAUGAUAAGAUACGUGAUGUGACAUGAUGGUGGUAGAUAUUUAUGAUGGUAGAUAUUUCUACCAUGAUAAGAUAAAGUAAUGUUCUAAAGUGACCUUUAGAACAAGUUAUUUUAGGUCAAGUAACAUAAAUAUGACGAUAUCGUAAGCCAUUUACUUGAGACAACGGUAAUUUACGGUAGUUUGUCCGCUCCUUUUACAUCGCAUUAUAAAUAUAUAUCUUCAAGAUGGAACUCAAGUGUACAGUUCAGACGUAUGCUUGGGGAAAAUGUGGUGAAAAAAGUAUCAUAGCAAAGUUAAAACAAUCAACCGACGCUGAUUUCGUAAUAGAUAAGGAGAAAACUUAUGCAGAAUUAUGGAUGGGUACUCAUGAGAAUGGUCCAUCAUACCUCAAGGAUAAAGAUAUGCCCUUGCAGACAUACAUUCAGGAAAAUCCGGAUGUGUUAGGCAGUGAUGUAGUGCAAACGUUUGGCACCAAUUUGCCUUUUCUCUUUAAAGUCUUGUCUAUAAAUAAAGCUUUGUCCAUUCAAGUGCAUCCAAAUAAGGAAAAAGCAGAAGAACUGCAUCAAUUAUAUCCGGAUGUCUAUAAAGAUUCGAAUCACAAACCAGAAAUGGCAAUAGCUGUGAGUUCUUUUGAAGCGCUGUGCGGAUUCCGUCCAGUUGAAGAGAUAAAAGAAUAUCUGGAAUAUAUACCAGAGUUAUGCGCUGUCGUAGGGAAAGAAAAUGCUGAAAACUUAUCUAGUGCAAACUUAUCUAAAGCUAAUUCUACGCCCAGCCAUCAUCUGCAACAGUGUUUUUACAGUCUUAUGGAUUGUGAUCCUGGAAAAGUGGCAAAGCAAUUACAAAAAUUGAUAGUUAGACUACAAAAGACAGACAGUCAUCAUAAGCAAUGGGCACAUGCCGACCUAUUAAACCGCUUGCAUAGUGAUUACCCUGGAGAUGUAGGCUGUUUUACAAUAUAUCUGUUUAAUUAUGUGAGCUUGAUGCCAGGUCAAGCCAUGUACAUUGGACCAAACGUACCUCAUGCGUAUAUCUCUGGCGAUUGCGUAGAGUGCAUGGCAUGUUCGGAUAACGUGAUAAGAGCUGGACUUACACCAAAACCGAAAGAUGUGAAAACUUUAAUCGAAGUAUUGUCGUUUGAACAAUCUUCUGUCGAAAUGAUAAAUCCAUCCUGGGAGGAUAAUCACACUCAAGUUUUUCGUCCGCCAGUUUCAGAAUUUGCAGUUGCUAGAAUCUGUGUACCAAAUAACAGCCUUGAACUAUCACACGAUAUCAGUCAGGCUUACACUUUACGACCAAGAAAUUCGGCUAGCAUCCUCUUAAUAAUACAUGGUGGAAUAAAAACAAAAACUUCCAACAAGAUUUUUUCCGAAGGCAAUGUUUUGUUUAUUCCAGCCAAUAAUGAAGUGGACAUAGAUAUAUUAAGUAAUCCUACACUGAUGUUUCAAGCAUUUUCAAAUGUUUGAGAAUGUAGAAUUAAAUCGACAAACACUAACGCAUAUGAAACGUAAAAUAGCUAAUCUUUUAAAGCAAUUGUUAUACGUUAAAUUUCUGGUAUGCAUAAUAAUGCCGAAUUUUCCAAUCGCUAGUAUAUGCGACUUUGUCAGGAAUAUGUGAAAAGCAUUAUCUUGAAAAGCACAAUUAUGAAAUUUAUAUUCAUUUAUAUUUAUUUGUUUGAAAAUUUGUUUAUAUUUAUUUGUUUUUUUCGUAACUAUAAGGAACGUUAUAUUCAAUCGAGAUUUUAUUUAAAAAAGUAUAUCUAUAAAUAUAUAUAAAAGUCAAUCAUCUUCCGAA